Messenger RNA from Hemicordylus capensis (graceful crag lizard), 1038 nucleotides. RefSeq names its product putative protein FAM172B. Gene Ontology annotation, molecular function: siRNA binding. Lineage: Eukaryota; Metazoa; Chordata; Lepidosauria; Squamata; Cordylidae. The record is from RefSeq and is a predicted model, not a curated record. Gene Ontology annotation, biological process: regulatory ncRNA-mediated heterochromatin formation. The transcript has a single exon. The coding region runs from base 1 to 1038 and encodes 345 amino acids. Gene Ontology annotation, cellular component: nucleus.
AUGAAUGAGGAUCUGAGCUUCAGAAAACUAAUAAAUGGUUCAGAAUGCCCAGAAAAACUGAAGUAUGACUUUAACAACAAUGGGGAGCUUAGGCAUAUAGAUACCAAUGAGCCUUUUGUUUUUAAUUAUCAAAAUUCAUAUGAUAGUAAUCAUAAACGUUACCAAGUUCUUGGACACUUAAUCACCCAGUAUGUUUAUGAACUCCUGGAAAAGGCUUGCAAACUGCAAAGGAUUUACAUCCCAACAAAUGCUCCAGCCAGUGACGUUAGUAGCUUUUUUUUCAUGAGUGAGAGUGCAUUAACAAGUUGCUCAACUCUAGUUGUUCUCCUCCAAGACCGGGGGAUAUUUCGUGCAGGUCAGUGGGGGCAGACGACCAUUGUUCAUGAGGGCCUCCAACAUGGAUCUCAAGUACCAUUCAUUUCAAUGGCUCUGCAUUGUUCUUGGGAAGUGAUAGUUUUAAAUCCCAAUGAGAAUUCCAUUGCUCUGAAGAUUGAAGAAGAAUGCUUAAGCCUUUCUGAGAUGGCAACCACUUCCACUCUGCAGUUGCCCCGGGCAAUCCCAAAAAGAGACAGCAGUAGUCCUGAAGAACACGCAACUUAUAUUUGGGACCACUUCAUUUCAAAAAGCAUGGCUGGAAAUGUGGCCUUCAUUGCCCAUGGCUAUGGAGGCUUGGUUUUCAUCAACUUGCUCAUGCAGAGAACUUUGGAGGUGAUGAACAAGGUGUAUGCUGUUGCUUUUAUUGAUUCAACACACCAUACAAUGCACCAGACACAAGGCAAUUCCCAGAUGCAAGAAUGGAUAUGGAAACACUGUCGAGAGUGGGUGUCAAAUGGGAAACCUUUAGAUAAGUCAUUAGGCUGUCUUGUAAAAGUGGACUGCCCUACAGUCUCUACAGGAACUGAAAAAUAUAACUUAGCUCCUUCAUCUAGCUUACAGUCAAUUUUCAAAUAUCUUAAGAAUGCACUGAAAGUUAAGACUAAAACUUGUUUCAUUCGUUCACCUAUUGGAACAAGGAGUAAAAGAAUAAGAAAAAUGUAA